AAUUAUCUUCAAUAUUAUACAACUUUUGUUCGUUAAACUAUGUAUUUAUUUGCACUCCUAAAAAUUUAAAAAAGCUUCAAACUGGGCGAUAAACAAGGGACAAACAGAAAAAUAGAAGCAAAAACAAGCCAAAAACUCCCUGCCUCAGCUGGUCCUCCCUUGAUUUUUUGGGUCUGCAGAUCAGAGCAGCAAUGGAAUGGGACUUCAAGGACAGCGACCUUGAUGCUCUGGUGGGGUCCAGCAUCUCACAACCCCAGAUGAAGAGUCGACCAGCUGAAUCUCUAGGAUUGGAUUUCAAGAAAUUGCAGGAGGAUCCAAUAAAGCUCUCAUCGUCGAGAAGGAUUAACGGCAGUAACAAUGGAAGUGAUCAUCUGAAAGUUCUAUGCUUGGUCGACGGUUGCAGGGCGGACCUCAGCCGUUGUCGUGAAUAUCAUCGGCGGCACAGAGUCUGCGAGCUCCACUCCAAGACCCCUGUUGUCGUCGUCAAGGGAGAACAGAAACGAUUCUGCCAGCAGUGCAGCAGAGUCCAUUCUCUGGUGGAGUUUGACGAGGGGAAGAGGAGCUGCAGAAAACGUCUCAAUGGACACAACCAGCGCCGGCGGAAACCUAAACCGGAAUCCUUCUAUUUCAGUUCCCACGACUUCUUCUCCACCUGCAAGGGUCCCAGAAUCCUGCAAUUUAGUAAUCCACAAGUAUGUGCAACAACUAAUGUGAGAUGUAUGUGGCCUGUGGAGGACAAAAGAGGAGCAGAAUCCAUGUGUUCCAACCACCACCACCAGUGGCUGCGUGCUACUGACGAGCCAAAGCCUCCCAAUUCCUUCAACGGAGCAGGACACGAACCUUUUCUUUUCGUGCAAGCAAGUGACCCUAAAGCCACCGCAGGCAACCGAGCAGCCCCUCAAGCUUUCAUGUGCCAGCAGCAGCCGCUUCCAAUAACUGCUGCUGCCUCGCCAAAAAGCACAAGGGGUUGUGCUCUCUAUCUUCUGUCAUCACAUCCAACACAAAAUCCAGUUACUGGCCUAAACCACUUGGCUCAGUCGCCUGUCACCACUACUCAUCCAGGUCAGAUCCUUGACGCGAGACUUCAGAUGAACCGUGGUUUCUCUGAAUUCUCAUGCUCACAUGAUGAGGAGGACAGGACUGUAAUUCCAGAAAUGAUGUUUCUUCCGGGGCCUGAUGGCUUUUCGAACAACUGAGUGCAAAUGCUUCCAAUUUUAUUGGAGUAGCUUGUGUUUUUGGUACUUUACUAGUUUCUUUGAUGUUGAUUAAUAAUCUGGGAGAAGUCAACUGUAGAAGACUCCCCAACCAUUUGAUUGCUUUGAAGUAUUUGUGUUUUGUGGAAACAAAAAUUAUUUGGUUUGAAUUAUUUGUGUUCUAUGGAAACGAAAAUUUUUGUUCCUUCCA
Pyrus x bretschneideri (Chinese white pear) is the source of this 1404-nucleotide messenger RNA. RefSeq names its product squamosa promoter-binding-like protein 13A. The record is from RefSeq and is a predicted model, not a curated record. Gene Ontology annotation, cellular component: nucleus. The transcript is spliced from 4 exons. Bases 192 to 1196 code for a protein of 334 amino acids. Gene Ontology annotation, molecular function: DNA binding. NCBI's taxonomy places the organism in Eukaryota, Viridiplantae, Streptophyta, Magnoliopsida, Rosales, Rosaceae.